GGAGCAGGCGGAGCCGCUUCCCCCGCCCCGCUCCGCCCGCUCGGCCGUGCCGGAGCUGCGGCGGCUGCGCACGGCGGGGCCGCCAUGAGCGACGAGAAGCUGCGCAGGGUCCGCGACCGCGUCCGGCCCUUCCCGGACUUCCCGGAGCCCGGCGUGCUGUUCCGCGAUAUCAGCCCCUUGCUGAAGGAUCCUGUGGCCUUCAGGACUUUGAUUGAUCUUCUGGAGGAUCAUUUGAGGUCAUCUUUCCCCAAAAUCGACUUCAUUGCGGGCCUGGACUCCCGUGGGUUCCUCAUCGGGCCCCCUCUGGCACAGAGGUUGGGCAUCGGCUUCGUGCCUGUACGGAAAAAGGGGAAACUGCCCGGUCCCACCGAGUCCGUCUGCUACACCCUGGAAUAUGGCAAGGCCGAGCUGGAAAUGCAGAAGGACGCUGUGGAGCCGGGGCAGAAGGUGGUCAUUGUGGAUGACCUGCUGGCAACUGGAGGUACCAUGGCUGCAGCCUGUGAGCUGCUGAAGAGGCUGAAGGCUGAAAUCCUGGAGUGCCUGGUGGUCAUAGAGCUGAAAGGCCUGAAAGGGUCGGGAAAGCUCAAUUCCAUCCCGUUCUACUCACUGCUGCAGUAUGACUGAGGAGGAGCAGGGAGCGCUGGGAGCAAAUCUGGGGCUUUAUUCAGUGAAUAAAGGGUGGGAGGGGGGUGAAACACACCGUUUUGAGCAUGGCCAGGUGCUCUUCGGGAUCUUUAGGAUCUUCGGUCCUAAAUCCUACAUUUGCCAAGACUGUGUUGAGUGUAGUGAUCCCUUUUGGAGUUCAUCCUUUUGGGAAGGAGGAAUAGCCUGAUUGUUCAAGAGGAUGGAGACCAAGAUGCAGCUUCACUCAAUCGGAAGUUUUUAGGAGACCAAAGUGACAAAAUUGCUGCUGAGGCAGGAGAGCUCUGACAGGGUGCCAGCAUUCCCUGAGCUGGGCCUGUCAGCCUCCAAGGAACCUGCUUAAAAAUUCCCAAAGAAACACAGGAAAUGGGCAAAAAGCAAUUCUUUGAGGGAUGAAUCAUGCUGUAUUUGACCUCGGGGGAUGGUGUGGUUGCUGUGUGCUGUCCCUCAGCAGAGGAAGCUGCUCUCACAUCRGGGYUGU
Malurus melanocephalus (red-backed fairy wren) is the source of this 1123-nucleotide messenger RNA. Its product is annotated as adenine phosphoribosyltransferase-like. Gene Ontology annotation, molecular function: adenine phosphoribosyltransferase activity; AMP binding; adenine binding. NCBI's taxonomy places the organism in Eukaryota, Metazoa, Chordata, Aves, Passeriformes, Maluridae. Bases 85 to 624 code for a protein of 179 amino acids. The record is from RefSeq and is a predicted model, not a curated record. The transcript has 5 exons. Gene Ontology annotation, biological process: AMP salvage; adenine salvage. Gene Ontology annotation, cellular component: cytoplasm.